This is a messenger RNA of Staurois parvus, 930 nucleotides long. The record is from the annotation of a GenBank genome assembly. NCBI's taxonomy places the organism in Eukaryota, Metazoa, Chordata, Amphibia, Anura, Ranidae.
AUGGUUGGACUGAGACCCUCUGACAUCCCCCCAACACCAGCUGUCAAAUUCAUUGGUGCAGGCACAGCUGCAUGUAUAGCUGAUCUCUUUACCUUCCCAUUGGACACAGCCAAAGUCAGACUGCAGAUCCAAGGAGAGUCAGCAAUGACUGGAGUAAUGAAUGGCAUCCGCUACAAAGGAGUAUUUGGAACCAUCAGCACCAUCAUCAAGACAGAAGGUCCAAAGAGCCUAUACAAUGGGUUAGUGGCUGGACUGCAGAGACAAAUGAGCUUCGCCUCCAUUCGAAUUGGUCUUUAUGAUACAGUGAAACUCUUCUACACCAACGGGAAAGAGAAAGCAAGCAUCAUCCACAGGAUAAUGGCUGGAUGUACAACAGGGGCACUGGCAGUUACCAUUGCCCAACCAACAGAUGUGGUGAAAGUCAGAUUUCAAGCGCAGGUCAACCUUCAUGGAGUGAAGAAGAGAUACAGCGGUACUCUGAAUGCCUACAAAACCAUUGCCAGGGGAGAAGGAAUGAGAGGUCUUUGGAAAGGAACUCUUCCAAAUGUGACAAGGAACGCAAUCGUCAACUGCACCGAGCUUGUGACCUAUGACCUGAUAAAGGAAGCUUUACUGAACCACAAAUUAAUGACAGAUAACCUUCCUUGCCAUUUUGUGUCUGCAUUUGGAGCUGGCUUCUGCACAACUGUCAUCGCUUCCCCAGUGGAUGUGGUAAAAACCCGAUACAUGAACUCUCCACCUGGACAGUACAAGUCAGCCCUGAACUGUUCAUGGACCAUGCUCACCAAAGAGGGACCAACAGCCUUUUAUAAAGGGUUCGUUCCCUCUUUCUUACGACUGGGCUCAUGGAACAUCGUAAUGUUUGUAUCUUAUGAACAGAUAAAAAGAGCAAUGAUGAUGUCCAGACAAAGAGUAGAGUACGCAGUGUGA